Alosa alosa (allis shad) is the source of this 1986-nucleotide messenger RNA. It is a transcript of the gene nfil3, whose product is annotated as nuclear factor, interleukin 3 regulated. Gene Ontology annotation, molecular function: DNA binding; DNA-binding transcription factor activity. The transcript has 2 exons. Bases 288 to 1691 code for a protein of 467 amino acids. The record is from RefSeq and is a predicted model, not a curated record. Lineage: Eukaryota; Metazoa; Chordata; Actinopteri; Clupeiformes; Clupeidae. Gene Ontology annotation, biological process: circadian rhythm; regulation of DNA-templated transcription; DNA-templated transcription. Gene Ontology annotation, cellular component: nucleus.
CAGUAGUCACUCCGGGAGGAAAAAGCUGGGGAGAAACAAGGAAACACCACCUUAGACAUACAAAUGGUUUACAAAAUGAUUUCUACUUGUCCUACACACCACGAAACCCGUUUUGCGAAGUGUUGGACUACCAUUUUGUAAAGGUCUUUCACAAGGCACACCAAAUAUUAUCUCGCCUGCAUAUACACGUGCAGCUUCACCCUCUGGGACAAACUUAAAGACCUCUAAACACAAUGAGUCAGCACUGAAUACUUUAUGCAACUAAAAUCACAGCACUUGUAUGUAAUAUGCAGACCAUCAAGAAGGAGCCCACCAAUGGGCACUUCAACGGAGAGGAUGCCCUGGUCCUUGCUGUUGCCUUACAGGGUGCGGACACAGACCUGCUUGGUCAGAAGCUGUCCGGCAUCCCUUUCAGAGCCAAAUCCACCCCCUGCCGGCGAAAGCGUGAGUUCAUCCCCGACGAGAAGAAGGAUAGCCUGUACUGGGAGCGCAGGCGCAAGAACAAUGAGGCGGCCAAACGCUCCCGAGAGAAGCGGCGUCUCAACGACAUGGUGCUGGAGAACAAGCUCAUGGCCCUGGGCGAGGAGAACGCCACACUGAAGGCUGAGCUGCUCUCGCUCAAGCUGAAGUACGGCCUUGUCAGCUCGGCUGUCUACGCCCAGGAGGUGCAGAACAUCUCCACCACCACCGCGGCACUUUACCAUGACUAUCUCUUGCCCAGCCCCACCAAAAGCCCUUACAACCGGGAGCUGGACCCAGCCAGGCUGGGCAGCAGCUGCAUAUCUGUCAUCAAGCACUCGCCGCACAGCAGCCUGUCCGAGGGGUCGGAUUCCAGUGCGGCCGCCCAGGCCAGCCCCCUGGCGGGCAUUUGCCGGACCUCGGAGGGCAUAAAGCAGGAGCCCUUUGAAAACGGCAGCUAUCCCCGUGAUCAGGCAAGUCCCUACGAACUGUACAGGAACUACCUGAGCAACCCAUUCCCUGGGCCGUACUCCCAGCCCUCGCCACUCCUGCAGAUCACCAGGUCGUCUAGCAACUCACCCAGGACCUCGGACGGCGACGAUGUCACCAUGAGCAAGUCGUCCGACGGCGAGGACGAGCAGCAGGUGCCCAAGGGCCCCAUGCCCACCGGGUGCGACCCAAAGAGUGUAAUCGUCUCCACCCUCAAAGUGCCAGACUCUGGCUCCUCGGCCCUGCCCCACAAGCUGCGCAUCAAGGCCCGGGCGAUCCAGAUAAAGGUGGAGGCCAUUGAUCCCGACUACGACUCCUCAGGGAAGUCCUCAUCUCCCGUCGAGAUGUCCAGGACGGGGGGCUACCCAGUGGGCCAGAAUGACAUACCUGAAUACAUCCAGUCCUCUUUCAGCCCACUGUCCCUUCAAGUGACGAACGUUCAGAACUGGAACCAAAGACCAGAGCUCUGGCACAAAGAACGUAUGGAGACGCCCAAGGCAGGUGGAGUCAUCUGCCCGAGCUCUCCAGACCUGGUGACUGACAAACUUCUGGUCAAUCUUAAUGAGAACUCCUACGCCGGCACAGACUCUGAGAACUUAUACUUGAAACAGGGCAUUGCCAGCCUGUCCGCAGAAGUAGCCUCGCUCAAAAGACUGAUAACCCAUCGACAAGGGUCUGUGAUCGAGUCGACCAAAAGCACUACUGACCGUGACGCGGUCUCGAAAGUCUGUUUCUCAAACUGAGUGUUCACCUUCUGUUUUGCACAACGCCUGUUUUCCACUGUUUCGCUACUGCACUGUGCAACUCAUAUGGUGUAUAAAAAUAAAAGAGAAAACAAAAAAGAAUGCUGAUAAUUAAUGGUGUGUUGUGCACUUAUUGUUGUAGUUUGGUGUGCCCUCUUGGAAACUCCAUCUGUAGCCCAGAAGCCACUGUCAGGCUAAUGUACAUGCAAAUUAAAUGUUGACUUUUCAAGUUUUUGUUGUACACAAUACACUUUUUUGUUGCUGUUGUUUACAAUAAAUGUAUGUAAGCACUGAA